Molecule: messenger RNA, 165 nt
Organism: Rhizopus microsporus ATCC 52813
Lineage: Eukaryota; Fungi; Mucoromycota; Mucoromycetes; Mucorales; Rhizopodaceae
Exons: 1
Source: RefSeq, a predicted model, not a curated record
GAUACCUUUGGGGUUUUUCACAUUCUAAUCAUCAACAUUGGUAGUAUGGUCUGCUUUCGUGCCGCAUCAUCCAAUGGGGUCCUCUGCUUUGUAUGGUCUGCUUUCGUGCCGCAUCGUGUAGAGAGUACUAACAGUAAGGCCUGCUUUCGUGCCGCUUCAGUUUAG